AUAUCAGUUAUAUUUGGUAUGAAAUUCCCGCAAGAAAUAAGGAUACGUAAACUUGGAAGGAUUAGUAUACUACUGCCGCCCAUCCAAUCAACGAAAGAAGGGUUUCGGCGACAGCAGAUGGGAGAAGACGCCAUGGAUGCGAACGCACAAGAGCCACAGGGUGACGACACAGAGUGCAUGGAAAAUGACAAGGGAGAGUUUGAAUGCGAGAUGGAAACGUCUCUAGAUGGGACCAAACAAUGGUUACCUAAAGCAAGCCCUGAAGAAACGCCAUAUGUUGGGCAACAAUUCAAGACAGCCGAGGAGGGAAUCCUAUUCUACCAAGCAUAUGCAAAGGCCGUCGGUUUUGAUGUCAGACACAACACAAUGCGAAAGACGAGGGAUGGAGAAGUGGCAAUCAAAUACAUGGUAUGUUCACGGGAAGGAUUCAAACCUGUAAACAUACAGAAAACAAAUGCAAUUGCAGUGGGCACAGUACAAAAGAAACGAAGGAGAGUUUCUAAACGAGUUGGCUGCAAGGCGCGAAUAGUGAUAACGAGAUGCCCUCAGGGUGGAUAAAAACUACAUGGUGUAGAGCUGCGUCACACACACUGCCUAUGCUCAGACGUAGGGCGCCCAUUCCUAAAAAUAAAUAGGAAGCUUGACAGCGCCCACAAAACAUUCUUAGCAAAUUGUGCAAAGGCAAACAUAGGACCCAGCAAAGGAUUUAGGCUAUACAAAGAGAUGGUUGGAAGUUUUAGUGCCAUAGGAGCAACAUCCAUUGACUUCUGCAAUUUUAGGAGAGACAUGUUGGCAUAUAUUUCAGGAGCGGACGCCCAAAUGCUAGUGGAGGACAUGUUCAAAAAGAAGG
This is a messenger RNA of Ipomoea triloba (trilobed morning glory), 850 nucleotides long. RefSeq names its product protein FAR1-RELATED SEQUENCE 6-like. The record is from RefSeq and is a predicted model, not a curated record. Lineage: Eukaryota; Viridiplantae; Streptophyta; Magnoliopsida; Solanales; Convolvulaceae. The coding region runs from base 19 to 558 and encodes 179 amino acids. The transcript is spliced from 2 exons.